AUUUGCCCAGCCUUCCGAAACCAUGUCGCCCCCAACCGUGCCUCCGAUGGGCGUAGACGGCGUGUCCGCCUACCUGAUGAAAAAAAGGCACACCCAUAGAAAGCAACGGCGCAAGCCCACUUUCCUCACCCGUAGGAACAUUGUGGGCUGCCGCAUUCAACACGGCUGGAAGGAAGGCAACGAGCCCGUGGAACAGUGGAAAGGAACCGUGCUCGAGCAGGUUUCCGUGAAGCCCACUCUCUAUAUCAUCAAAUAUGAUGGCAAAGAUAGUGUGUAUGGACUAGAACUGCACCGAGAUAAGAGAGUUUUAGCGCUAGAGAUCCUUCCUGAGAGAGUGCCAGCUCCAAGAAUUGAUUCGCGCCUGGCAGAUUCCCUGAUUGGCAAGGCAGUGGGGCAUGUGUUUGAGGGUGAGCACGGUACGAAAGAUGAAUGGAAGGGCAUGGUCCUGGCGCGGGCCCCAGUGAUGGACACUUGGUUUUACAUCACCUAUGAGAAAGAUCCGGUCCUUUAUAUGUACACGCUGCUGGAUGACUACAAAGAUGGUGACCUGCGCAUCAUUCCGGAUUCCAAUUACUAUUUUCCUACAGCAGAACGGGAGCCUGGAGAAGUGGUUGAUAGCCUUGUGGGCAAGCAGGUAGAGCACGCUAAAGAUGAUGGAUCCAAGAGGACUGGCAUUUUCAUCCAUCAAGUGGUGGCCAAGCCAUCUGUCUACUUCAUUAAGUUCGAUGAUGAUAUUCACAUUUAUGUUUAUGGUUUGGUGAAAACUCCCUAAAUUAAUUGUGUCUUUUACAAAAGUUGUGGAACUAUUAAAUGUAAAAUACGUUGUGUUCUCAUAACUGUAAAUUUUUAGAAUAGUUUUGGUGUCAGAGAUUCAAGAAUUUAUUAGUACUUAUUAUUUAUUGUGCCUCCAAAUCUUACAUUUACUAGUUUCACAGUUUUGUCUUAAGUGUACUUUAGUACUUUCAAUAUUGCCUUGUUCUGUAAUUGAAAAGUUAAAUUAGGUUCUAAUAGAAUAUUAAAAAGUAUUCCCAACCACUGGAACAAUGAAAAAGUAGAUUAAGAAAAAUUAAUGGUGUAACCCCACACUGUAUCCUUCCCCCCAUUUUGUUACCUUCCCACCUUUCUUCUCCCCAGGUAAGAACAUGAUAUAUAUUCUGUCAUGUUUUCCCCAUCCUACUACAGAAAGUUUGUUGUAGUCGUUUCUAUAAAAAUAAAAAGCCACAUCAUUUCUCUGCUAAUUGCUUUUCUCACUUGGCAUGUCCAUGACAUCUCUUCUCAUCCGUAGCUGCAGAUAUCUGUCUCCCACUCCUUCUCCUUCCCCUCUCCUCUCUUCCCUGUUCUCCUCUUUCUCUCUCAGGAAUUUAUUUUGUAUAUGGUAUAAGAAUAGAGAUCCAACUAUAUUUUUUGUUCACAAUGGACACCUGAGGUGCCAUUAUGUUCAUUAAAUAAAUUACCCAUAUCCUGUCUCCCUUUCCCUCUCUCUUUCUUUCCCUCUAACAGCUGCAUAUACAGUGCAUGUUUAUGUACCACAAAGGUAUUUAACCAUUCCAUUGUUGAUGAUCAUUUAUUUUCUUUUGCUUUUUCACUAUAGCUCUGCUGCAAUACAAACUGGUGUUUUUAUUUCUAUAGGGUAGGUCCCUAGAAAUGGGAUUGAUAGGUAGGGGCAUAUUUAAUUUUAAGAGAUAUUACAAAAUUAACAACCAAAAUGAAGGUGCUCAUUUUCCAGCAUCCUCUCCAGCAAUCUUUAAUGUCUGCAAAUCUUAAGGGUGAAAAAAUAACAUAGUAUUGUUUCUUUAAUUGACAAACUCAAAUGAGGUUUUUUUUUUACUAUUUAGACUUUUUUCUUUUGUGAUUUGCCAGUGCUUAUAUUUUGUUCAUUUAUCUAUUGAAUCUUUGAUUUUUCCUUAUAUGUUUGUAGGAAUUCUUACUACAUAUACUAUAUGCUGCAUUAAUCAUUUAUAGAUCUUGUAUGUGUUAGGACUUUUUUCCAUUGUAUUAUUACUCUUGACUUUAUUGAUUGUAACUUUACUUUUAAAAAAUUUUUAGGAUAGACUACUAUCUCCUUUUUAGCUUUCUGGUUUCCUUUCUUUUUCAGAUGAAUGUCCCCACCCCAAGUCAUACAAAUAUUCACCCACAUUAUUUUUCUAAACAUUUUUAUUAAUUUUAAGGUUUAACUGAACCGUCUGGAAUUUACUUUUAUUUAUGCUGUAAGAGAAAUAACCAACUACACAUUUUGUUCACAUUGAAUACCUGAUUAUGCUAUUACAGUUAUUAAAUAAACCAUUCAUUUUCAAGUUCUUGAGCUAGUAUCACAUCGUUUUAGCUAUAUAGGCUUGACCAUAAAUUUUGGACUUUGAUAAAGUGAGUUCUCUCUCAUUAUUUUUUUCUUUUUUUAAUGUAACUUAUCCUAGACUUUCAUUCUUUCAUGUGAAAAUGAAAGCAUUCUUUCCACAUUAAAAAGGUUAUGAUAUCUUAGAAUUGUAUUUAAUUUCUGCAUUUCUGUUUAGAGUAUCAUUUUAAAUAUUAAGACUUAACACUCAGAAGUUUGGGUACAUUAAAAUCUUUUGGUUUUGUUUUUGUAAUGUUCAUAUAGGUCCAUCAUAUAUGAUGACAUUUAUUUAUUAAUAUUUUUACAGGCUUUUUUCACAUUUGGUAUUUUGAAUUGACCAUUUGAUCCUCUUCAUUUACAAGUUGUUACUUUUGGCAAUAUGGACAGGCUGCAGAUCUUUUUUACAUAUUUUUAUCUUCUCUUUAAUCAUCUGACUAAAUCCUUUAAAUUACACAGAUUUUUUAAAUGGAGUAUUUUGGACUUUGUAGAUAUACAAUCAUUUCAACCUGCAAAUAGAGUUUUAUUUCUUCUAAUAUUUGCAUUGAUAAUUAUUACAUUGGCUGGAUUCUCCAAAACAAUGUUUAGUAAUGAUUAUGACAGACCUGCCUGUCUUGUUCUUAAUUUUCAUGGAGCUGUUUUAAGUAUUCCCUGUUAAUAUGACAUUUGCUGUUGGUUACUGGUAAAUAGUCACCAGCCAUCAAAAUAUUUUGGAAGUUUCUUCUAUCCCUGUUUUACAUAGUGUUAUUACUAAACGUGGUUCCUGAAUUUUAUCAAAUGUCUUUUCAGCAUCCAUUGAUAAAAUCAUAUAAUUUUUCCUUUAACUUGUUGUUGUGAUGAAUUAGAGUGUACUUGAUGUUGAACCAAACUUGUGUUUCUGGAGUAAAUCCUUCUUUGCCAUGAUCAUUUGAUACAUUGCUAGAUUUUAUUUACCAAUAUUUCAUUUAGAAUUACUGCAUUUACAUUUCAAAGUGAAAUUAUAUUUUUUCUUCCUUAUACUGUCUUGAUAUCAAGUUUUGUUAUUAAAAUUGUGCUAGCUUUAAGAAAUGAAUUGGUGAGAUUUCAGUCUUUUUUUGUGGACUGGAAUCGUUUAAAUAGCAUUAGGAUGAUUUGUUCUUUAAAAAUUAGCUAGUACUAAGCUGUAAAACAAUCUAAUCCUGGUGACAGUUUUGAUGGUAGAUCUUUAACCAGCUUUUUAAUCUUUUCAGUGGUAAUUGGUUUAUUCAAGCUUUUUAUUAAAAAUAUAUAUAUAUUCUCUGUGAAAUACAAAGUUUAAAGUUUUCUCUAUUAUCAAGUUUCUCAAUUGUAUUAUUCUGAUGCUUAUGUCCUUGAGUGUUGCAUAUGCAUAAGUCCUUGAGAUGUUCAAUUUUGAAAACAUUGUAAUAAAAUUAUCAGCUUUA
Molecule: messenger RNA, 3726 nt
Organism: Manis pentadactyla (Chinese pangolin)
Lineage: Eukaryota; Metazoa; Chordata; Mammalia; Pholidota; Manidae
Gene: SPIN4
Product: spindlin family member 4
Exons: 1
Coding region: 23-772 (249 amino acids)
Biological process (GO): gamete generation; regulation of DNA-templated transcription
Cellular component (GO): cytosol; nucleoplasm
Source: RefSeq, a predicted model, not a curated record